Molecule: messenger RNA, 3117 nt
Organism: Dictyostelium purpureum
Lineage: Eukaryota; Evosea; Eumycetozoa; Dictyosteliales; Dictyosteliaceae
Exons: 1
Coding region: 1-3117 (1038 amino acids)
Source: RefSeq, a predicted model, not a curated record
AUGGAUAUUAAAAAUGAAGAGUUAUUUUUUAAAGUUUUUAAAAACUCUUUUUUAAUACAAAAAAUUUUCUCGUUUGUUCAUAGAGAUAAAGUUGGGUAUAGAUGGAAUGAAACCGUUUCGAUGGAACUCCUUUUAAAGAACUCCAAAUUCGAAAUUUUAUACGAUAAAUUACUUUCCAAAAGCCAAAUAAAUGUUAAUUUUUUAGGACUUAAAUUACUUUUUGAACUUUAUCCUCAAAAUCAAUAUUUCAAAAAAACAUUCGAAUUAUUGUGGGAUCAAUACAACGAAACAAUUAAAGCAUUAAACCCACUAUCAAUUUUAAUAUAUAUUAAAGAAGACUAUUUUUCAAAAUCAGUUUCAGAUAAAAUCUCAGAUUCAGACCUUUUCAAAUUUAUCUUUAAUAAAUAUUAUAACUAUAAUAAUAAUAAUGAUAAAAUAAAUCAAUCCUAUAAACUUUACGAUUUAUUAGAUAAAACCUUUAAAUCAAAAAUUUUUAAUAAUAAUAUUGCAAGUUUUAUAGUUGAACAAAUCAACAAUAUAAAUAGAAAUGAUAAUAAUAGUAUGGAUGAAUAUGAAGAAUUCAUUGAACCAUUUAGAAACUUUAGAAAUAAAGAAAUUUUAGAAUGUAUCUAUGCAAAUAAAGAAAUCCCAUUGUUCUUGGGCCACAAUAUCGAUUAUAUUUUAGAAUCUGAUACCAAAGAAAAGGUCAAAUUCAUUAGGGAUACUCUAAAGAUAGAUUUAUCAAAACAAAUAAAGAAGUGUAAUGGAAGUAGCUCUUUUAUUUUAAGAGAAAUGACCUAUUUGGAUGUGAAAAGUUAUACUGAAGAAAUAUUACAAGUUUCAAAUCAAUUGAUGUUGCAUGGCCAGUACGAUUGUAAGAUUGAUGUUAAUUUAGGCCAACAGUUUGAUACCUCGAUACAUUUGGGUAAUGUGGGCUAUCUUAAAUUGUUACUAAUAGAUAGAGCUCAAAAAAAUCGUUUAAUUAACUUUAAACAAUUUAAAAAAUACUUGUUAGAAAAUGAAAAUAGUAUCAACAAUACUGAACAGCUAAUCCAAGUCGUAGAGAAAUAUAAAAAUAAGCAAGGUCAACACAUAGGUCCAGAAGAACUUUACUAUUUUUUCGACAUUCAUAUCAUUUACUACCAUCUCAAGCAAAACAAUUUUGAUCAGGUUAUUUAUUAUUUAAAGUCUUAUUUCAACUUUACACAAUUUGAUACAGAAAAUGAAACUACAAACGAAGCCAUCAAAUCAAAAAUAGCCUAUUUAUUAUUUAAUUAUUCAGUUUUUACUUUUUCAAUUCAAACAUUUCAAUUAUUUUUAAACUAUUGUUAUAAUGAUGGUAAUUUCAACAUUAAAGACCAUUCAAGAACAAUUGUGUAUUAUGAAAGAAAUAAAAUUGAUCAAAACCAAUUUUCAAGCUAUAUAAACUAUCUCCUUGCAGGAAAUUACCUUCAAGAUAAACAAAUGGUUGAAGAUAUUAUUGAAAUUAUAUAUUCGAGUCAUAGUGGAAAUGAAUUAGAAAAUCUAUUAAACUCAAAUGAUACCUUUAAAGAAUGCUAUUUAGAUAUCCUUUCAAAAAACCACAGAGAAAUCUUUUAUGAUCAUUUUAACUCAUCAGAGCAAGGGGAAAAUGAAAUGGAUUUUAAAAAAAUGGAUAUUUAUUUAAACAAUAUUAAGUUAAUUACACAUUUUACAGGUCAACAAAGAAUCUCUCAAAAAAAGUUAAUAGUCCACGACAAACAAACUGGGGCCCUUAUUAAUUAUCUAUUAAACUACAAUAGUCUAGGUCGUACAAACUACUUUUAUUUCAUAACAGAUCUUCAAAACAAGACACAAUUCCUAUGUUUAGAUGACUCAAUUCGUGCAUUCCAAUCCAUUGACCAAAAUUUAUUAAAAAAGAGAUAUGAAUCACUUGCAACAUCUGAACAAAUAAAUUUACCACAAUAUUAUUUUAAUAAAUCAAAUAUUUUAGUCCAUCACCUAAUAAAUGCAGUCGAUAAUAAAGAUAUAUACUCUGUAAAUAAAAUAAUAUCAACAAUCAAUAAUAAUAACAAUCAAAUAAUAAAUAUAAACAUAAAUGAUAAUAGUUUAGAUAUUAUUAGCAAUUUAUUUAUAAAUGGUGAUCUUCGAAAUUUCAACCAUAGCUAUCUAAUACAAGCCAUUAUCAAUAAAUAUAAACCAUCAAACGAAUUUCUAUCAAAAAUUAGCCCCUCAAUAAACGAUUUGGAGUUAAAAGAACAAUAUAUGGAAAAGGAAUUGAUUACAAUUAAAUAUCAUAUCACUAGCUAUUUUAAAGAAGAACAGGGCCAAAGUAUUGAAAAGAAAAAGAAAGCAAAAGGAAAUGAAGAGUAUAACAAGUUUAUUGGUUAUUUUUUGAAUGGCUAUUAUCAAAAAUUUUUAGAUGUCCUUUCAAAAAAUCAAGAUAAUCAUCAAUUCUUGGAUGAUGUUUUUUCAGAUAUAGAUCCAAAGAUAUUAUAUUCUCUCAAAGAUAAAGUUUUCGAAUCAACAUAUACAGCCGACUGGUUCAAAAAGCUAUUUAUUUUUAUUUCAAUUUAUUUAGAAACAUAUAAGGAUGUACUUUCUCUAUCAUUAAACAACAACUUUGAAAUAUUUGAACUCCUUUGGGAAAACUAUUUAGCCAACGAUAUAACAAAGAAAAAAUUCAUCCUUGAGCUAUUCAACUUUCAAGUGUCCUCAAUGGAUUUGAACCACAUUCAAAAACACCCUUUAAUGGAAUAUAUAUUAAAAGAAAAAAAAGAAACUAUUGAAAAAUUGGAAUUCAACGAAAGAGAAUUAUCAAUAAUUCAUAGAGUAGUAUUUUCAUAUGGUAAUAUUUCGAUUUUCAAAAAAAUUAGAUCUAUAUUUAAAUCUUAUCAAUUUACAAUCGAUCAAGAUUUAAUGUACGAAUUUAUUUCAAACAAUUUCGAUAACUCUUAUCAUGCCUGCAAUUUCAUUGAAUAUCUAUACGAAAAUAAUUAUUUAGACGAUUUAAAAGGUAUCCUUUCAAAUAAAACCCUAACAAAAUUGGUACUCAAUGAUAUCAUAAGUUCAGAAUAUCUCAGAAUUUCAAAAUCAACAUUAAUUUUAAUCCAUACAAUUAUUAAAUCACAACAAUGA